UUGUUUUCGCGUGCGUGGUUGCGUCAGAAGGGCGGCCGCGCGGGUGAUCUGGUUCCCGCCAUCUGCCCUUUUUAGUAAGCGAAAGGGAGGCCGGGUUGGGUCAGGCCGAAUCUAGGCCGGUGCGUGGCUGCUGAGGGGGGGAAGGCAGCGGCAGGGAGAAGAGCUCGCAGCAGCGUGGCGGGAAAGUGGAUCCUCCCUCCGCCGCCGCCAUCAUCCUAAUCAAUUUGCAUUUAAAACAUAAAACUGCUUUAAAAACUACAUGAAAACAUGGCUCCACUGAAGUUACAUGGACCCAUUCGCAUGCGCAGCCUACAAACUGGGACCACAAAAUGGAAAGAAGGGACGUUUGAAGUUGUGGAUAGUGAUAGCAAAGUGACUCUGGUGGUUCGCUACAGUACUGGAGGAAUUCCAAAGAUAUUUCAGCUAAACCAUAAUAUUAAAAAUGUAGUGGUACGACCAAAUAGAGGGAAAUUAAGUUGCUUGAUGGUAACACUGAAGGAUUCCAGUUUCUUGACAGUGGAUAAAAUACCAUCAAAAGAUGCAGAUGAAAUGAAGCUGUAUUUGGAGGCUGUUCAAAAUGGGUUUCAUGCAGGUGCAAAACCUACCCAAGGAUCCAGCAGUUUUGGAGGUAUCUUGGGUAAUAGAACCACGCAGAAGGAUUCUAACAGGCAGCUUCAGUACAUUGAGAACCAGACGCCUCCCAAAAAGGGAAUUGCGGAAAAUAAAGAUGACGCUCCGCUUCGUAAGGUGCUUGCCAGCCCAGGAAGAGCAUCCAUGAAGAAUUCUGUGGGAACUGGAAUGUCUGGCAACAGGGUUAACAUGGUGGUCACUCCUGCUACUUCAACACCUCACAGGAGUGGAUUGUUGGAAAAUCGUGAAAGAAGGAAAAGGAUACAGCCUGCUUCAGAAAUGAAUGAAGAUUACCCUAAAGAGAAUGAUUCAUCAAGCAAUAACAAAGUUAUGACUGAUCCAGCACGGAAGUUUUUAUGUAGCAGCAGAGAAAAGCAGCUGAACUUGAAACAGGCUGAGGAGAACAGAACAUCAGGGGUUUUGCCUUUACAGACCUCCUCGUUUUACGGUGGUAGAUCAUCCACAAAGGACUAUUCAGCCAGCAAUUCUAAUCUGGACAGAUCAAAUGUGUUGAAUCAGACUUCUUCUGCCAAAAGAAGCUUGGGGUUUCUCUCUCAGCCAGCCCCUCUUUCUGUUAAAAAAAUGAGAUUGAAUCAUGAUUAUAUGGGGUGGAAUAAACCACGAGUCCUCCUUUCCACUCACCCGCAACAGCAGCUGCAAGGAUUUACAAACCUGGGAAAUACCUGUUAUAUGAACGCUAUUUUACAGUCUCUGUUUUCAAUUCAGUCAUUUGCGAAUGAUCUUUUGAAGCAAAAUAUCCCAUGGAAAAAAAUUCCGGUCAAUGCACUUAUCAGACGCUUUGCUCAUCUGCUUGCUAAAAAGGAUGUUUGUAGCCCUGAGGUAAAGAAAGAUUUACUCAAGAAGGUAAAAAAUGCCAUUUCAGCCACUGCAGAGAGAUUCUCUGGUUACAUGCAAAAUGAUGCCCAUGAAUUUUUAAGUCAGUGCUUGGAUCAACUGAAGGAAGACAUGGAGAAGCUGAACAAGACGUGGAAGAGUGAGCCAGUUUCUAGUGAAGACAGCUCAGCAGGACGAAUGUCCGACGACUUAACAGCUGCCAAAGUUUAUACUUGUCCAGUUGUUACAAACCUGGAGUUUGAGGUUCAGCAUUCUAUCAUAUGUAAAAUGUGUGGUGAGACAGUCACCAAACGGGAACAGUUUAAUGACCUUUCCAUUGACUUGCCACGAAGGAAAAAACUUCUUCCAUCUCGCUCAAUCCAGGAUUCAUUGGAUCUCUUUUUCAGGGCAGAAGAGAUAGAAUAUUCCUGUGAGAAGUGCAAUGGGAAAUCUGCUCUUGUUACACACAAAUUCAGUAGGUUUCCCAGGGUCUUGAUUCUUCAUCUGAAACGAUACAGCUUCAAUGUAGCACUCUCUCUUAACCACAAAGUUGGGCAGCAAGUGAUUAUACCAAGAUUUUUAACCCUACAGUCUCACUGUACAGAAAGCACAAGGCCCCCGUUUAUUCUUGGCUGGAGUGCACACUCUGCAAUUUCUCGGCCACUGAAAGUAUCCCAGAUGGUGAAUUCCUGUUCUAUAACCACUUCCACACCCUGUCGGAAGUAUUCAUUCAAGUUUAAAGGCCCCGUUCUAAAUUCUUUGGAUUCAGACAGUGAAGACGAACCAUUGAAACGGCCUGUUGCAAACAUCCAAAAACAGUGUGAUGUUCCAUUCAGGGAACAGCAGCGAGAGGAACCAGAGAAAGGUUCAAAGAAAGUUAAAACAGAGAAUGAUAAAACUUCAGAGCUGGUGAAUGCUGAGUUGGAUGGAAUAAAUGAGGAUGAGCUUUUUGCUGCAGUCCUGGAAAUUAGUAAGAGGGAAGCAUCACUGUCACUGAGCCAUGACGAAGACAAACCAACAAAUAGUCCGGAUACUGGCUUUGGAGAUGAUGAAAUGCAGGAGUUGCCAGAGAAUCUGGAACCUAUGGAUGUUGAAAAGCCUAAAGCAGCUACAGACUCAGGAUUUGCCAACUUCACUGAGAUAACUAAAGAUUUUGAUGAGAACAAGGAAAAUAAAACUCCGGAAGGUACUCAGGGGGAGGUCGAUUGGCUGCAGCAAUAUGACAUGGAGCGAGAGAGAGAGGAACAGGAACUCCAGCAGGCUUUAGCUCAGAGCCUCCAAGAACAAGAGGCACGGGAACAAAAAGAAGAUGAUGACCUUAAGAGAGCCACUGAAUUAAGUCUGCAAGAAUUUAACAGCUCUCUUCUGGACAGCAUUGGCUCUGAUGAGGACUCUGGGAAUGAGGAUGUCUUAGAUUUGGAGUACUCAGAAGCAGAGGCUGAAGAACUGAAAAGAAAUGCUGAGACAGGAGAGCUUCCUAAUUCCUAUCGCCUUAUUAGUAUUGUCAGCCAUAUUGGAGAUUCAUCCUCCUCAGGUCACUAUAUUAGUGAUGUAUAUGACAACCGCAAACAGGCAUGGUUCACAUACAAUGACCUGGAAGUAUCCAGAACUCAAGAAGCUUCUGUGCAGAGUGACAGGGACCGGAGUGGUUACAUUUUCUUUUAUAUGCACAAGGAGAUAUUUGAUGAAUUGCUAGAAACAGAAAAGAGUAUGCAGCUGCCUUGCACAGAGUUGGGAAAGCCGGUUCGGCAGCCCCAGUGAAGAAUGUCUCCUCUUUCCUGAGCACAAAGGAUUCUGAACUUGCAGGAGCCACAGACCCCCAAAACUCAGGUAGAGCUGAGACAAACGCAUUGGAAUAGGAGGAAUGGACUGUUUCGCACCUGUGCAGUCUUAAGCUGCUGUUACCCACUUCCUCGCUGGGGGACUUUUUCUCAUUUUCUUUUUAAGUAACUGCCAGCAGUGGAAUUAAUCAGGCUGGGCAACUUCUUCAGAAACCCAUCAAGGGAUAGCGUGAGAAGAGACUGCAAAUUCAUACAUUCUUCUACAACCAGGGGACAGAGUAUAUGCCACAUAAUGUGGCUCUCUCCCUCUUUACCACAAAAGAGCAAAAACAGCAAUAGCAAGUGAUCUGCCAUGCAUUAAUUGGAAAGCUGAGAUGGUUGACUUCCUGCGUCCAUCUGCCUUCUUAGACGGGGUGAUCAGGCACUGCUAAAACAGAUGAACUUUUGACAUCCAGGGAUUAGUAAAUACAGCGUCAUACAGGUCCAGAAAGCGUUGGUGCUCAGGAACACGUUGCAUAAGUCAUUUUUACCCAGAUCGUCAUCCUUGUUUAAAAACGAUAUCUAUAUAUCUCUCUCUAUAUAUAUAUAUAUAUAUUUUAACUUGAAAAGUUUUUAUUCUUUAUGACUGCAUUCUUUUCUAAGUAUUGCCAUUUGCAGGACAACUUUAUUUCUGAGUUUGUGUGAGUGUAGAUAUAUAUAUAUUUAUAUAUAGCUGUGUUUCACUGAAGACUGUCCCGGUUGGGCCGAGACAGAGGCAGCUAAUAACGGGAAGCACAAGUUGUAGCCUUUGGAGGUCCUUUUUGGACUACCUACAGCCGGCGCUAAUCAGCAAAUGGAAUAUGAACAACAGUUCCACAUUCCCUGUGUUUAUGCAGCCUUGAGCCUGAAAUAACUGCAUGGGUUCUAGGGGUGGAGGGUUUCUUUUGCAAGAGUGGUGUGUUGAACAAGAUUAAAAUGCUGAUGGGAAAAAUGUUAAAAUAUACCUGGCUUUAUUUUAUUUGUGUGAUAGAGUUAAACCAGUUGGAGGCGGGGGAAAUCAAACAUUCUCAAACUGUUAUAUAUUCAUAAGACGUUUUGUUCUUUCUUUAGAAAUUUCAUGACCCUCAGUAGUUUUGGAUAGCAAGGUUUUGUUAUCCAAAAUAUGUUUGGAUAAUGUGAUGGUCAUUUUUAGCUGGUUUGGACAAAAGGGAAGAAGAAAAAAUUAUUCAGGAUUAAAUUCUCAUUUUAGUUCUGGACAUGAGUGUUACCUUGCAUUUUGUGUUUGUUUUUUAAAUUUGCAAUGAAAUUGCUAAUAAUGUAGGUGCUUUUUGGUUUUGCUCCUAGCUCAGGGUUUUCCUUUGAAAAGGAUGUUAACCAGUGUUGAGAAUUUGGAGGGUUUUUUCACUUAUUUGCGGGGAGAUGUAUAUUUUAUGACAAUUAAAGACUUUCUAAGAAAUAAAAUCUGGGAUUCAAAGGCACAGACCCAUGGAAGCUACCAGACAACAGGCUUUACCUGUUGGAGAACGGUUUUCUUGCCAUACUUAUAGAAUGAUUGGCUCUGUUAAGCAAGCCUACAUGGUCCCUGCUAUGUGCAGAUACCUUAAUUAGUUGAUCUGUUAAUUAGUUGGCCUGUUAAACAAGGCAAAAUUUCCACAAUCACACUCCCAGCAGUAGAUUGGACUAAUUUAAUCUGACAUUAGAUAUAUUGUUGCUGUUGGUAGUCAGUUACUUUUCAUUUUAGCAAAGGGAUUUUCUUUCAGUGAAAAAGAGAAUCUCAAAAUUAUGCUCAUGAUCCUGGUAUAGAGGUGCUUUUCUUUCUAGCAUACAAAUGCUGUAAUUAAAUGGUUAUAUUUAAGUAACUGCACCAUAUUUGAUCAAUGUUGAGGACAAAAUAAGUCAUAUUCAAAGGCAGAACAUCCUAGAGCGAUGUCUGCAUUUCAGAUGUCUAGUACAGCUGUUUGUUUCUUCAAGAGUUUUCUGGAGGGACAACUUAACGCUUCUUCUAAUGGAAGCAUGGUUCGUUAGAAAUUGCAUCUGACAAGCCUUUAUAACAAGCAACACUGAAUACUGCACUGAAAACAGUGUUCUCAAUCAGUUUUUUUUCUGUAAUGUGAAAAGCAAUGGCAAAGAAGGAAUUAGUGCUUUUUUUUCAGAGAUACGAGGAUUUAAGUUUACAGUGUUCUGUAUUUCAUGGUCUGAAUUCAAAAUCUGUGGGAUAUGGUUCACCAGACGGCAUCUCUUUACCACGCUUAUCUCAUUCAGUGGUUUGACACGGUGAAGCUCUUGCAGUUUUUGUAUAGCCAUUCAUCUGCAUCUAAAACCAAAUAUUAAGGCAGGUGGUUUUUAACACCUCUUAUUAUAGAUACUUUUGAGAAAUUUACAGAAGUGUUGACUGCCUCAGGGAACCCUGGUAGCUGGUGUUAUUUAGGAUACUGUAGUCUAUUGAAGAUUAUAUAGAGUUUUCUUUUAGAGUUUAGAGCAGUGUGCUCUGAAACAUCCUUGUACAUCUUCUCAAGGGCACUGUUUGUAGUUUCUGAAGAACGUAAUAACUAAGUAUCCGUCUCCCCAACAGCACAUCUAGUUUGAGCCAUCACAUUAUAAGGUUGAAUUUCUUCAUUGGUCUUACUGUGCUGUAUUUACUUUCUGGUAAAGAGAAAUAGUCAUAUGUGUGUUUGUGCUAAGUAACUAAAUUCUCCAUCACUGUUGUCCUCCAGAUUCUGUACAUACAUGAAGGCGGCUCAGGCUAGCUUGAUAAACAAAACCUCGGAAAUCAUCAAGCAUCUAUUUUCUGCAAAAAGCCAUGAGCCUAUAAACCCUUAUGGCACUUCUAGACACACAGUUAUAUAGCACUGGACAUCAUUGUUCCACUCAAAGUUCAGUCUAUGCAUUACAUUUUCUUUGUCCCAACUGGAACCUGAGUUUUGAGUAUCCCAUAAGAUCAAGGCAUAAAGCUUAGGGACGACAACACUGUAGUAAUUAUGUGUUGCAGAAUCUUUAAGAUCCUGAAUAGGUUAAUAAAAAGCUGUUUGCAUGGCAACUAAGUCCAGGACAAAGUAGUUAUCUAGCGUUAAAUGAAUUAAUAUUGCACUCCAAAUUCAUGGAUGCUUAUCUGAUGCCAGUAACAGGAGUUUUGGGAUAAGAUUUGGAGAGAUUAAAGUUUUCUGGAAAAUAAUAGGCAUGUUUUUAAAUCACUGAAGCAUAUGAGUUGAAUUGCCUAAGGAUGAAAGUUGGGUGAGGGAGGGUCAGCCUCCAAAGUCAGCCUCCUACACUCUCUUGUUUCCCAAGUGACUUAUUUGUAAAAAUGGGGGGAGGGUGUGAAUGAGCUGGAUGGAAUGUUUCUGGACAUGUGUGUUGAAAGAAGAUGCCAUGGUAUUUAUAUCAGUCACCUUGUGUCUCUUGACACUAAAUGUGGAGCAGCACUUUUCUGUGUUAUAGCAGAUAUGUUCUUAUGUAUUCUUUACAAUUCUGCCUUUUUUUUCUUUAAAUGAUGUGUAGAUAGAUUUCAGAGAAAUUAAACACUGUUUAUAAACA
Molecule: messenger RNA, 6755 nt
Organism: Heteronotia binoei (common prickly gecko)
Lineage: Eukaryota; Metazoa; Chordata; Lepidosauria; Squamata; Gekkonidae
Gene: USP37
Product: ubiquitin specific peptidase 37
Exons: 24
Coding region: 268-3225 (985 amino acids)
Biological process (GO): G1/S transition of mitotic cell cycle; protein deubiquitination
Cellular component (GO): nucleus; cytosol
Molecular function (GO): cysteine-type deubiquitinase activity; cysteine-type endopeptidase activity
Source: RefSeq, a predicted model, not a curated record